AUGAUCCCAGUUAUUGUGGGCGUCGCGGACGUCAAGAACAGGUCAACCGCAGUCGAAGAUGCAAAGGAACCAGCCCAGCUCAUGUUAGAGGCGAUCCGCCGCGCCAUCCAAGAUGCGAGCCGGUCGCAGAGCACAUCAGAUAAGCUCCAGGCAAGCGUCGACAGUAUUGAUGUCGUGCGGACGUGGACCUGGCCGUAUGCGGACCUGCCCGCCCUGCUAGCGGAGAAGCUUGGCGUCAGCACGAAACAUCGCCAUUAUAGCGAGCAUGGAGGGAAUCAGCCCGCCAAGCUGCUAGACGAAGCCGCGCUGAGAGUUGCCAAGGGCGAUAGCAAAGCUGCUGUGAUUACAGGGGCUGAGGCUCUGGCUUCGUUGACGUCGUGCUUCAAGAACGGUGCCAUUCCGCCCCCGGGCUGGACAGAGCCCUCGGAGCCCAUAGAGGAUGUGUUCUCACCCACACACAGAGAUCUGAGCAAAGAUAUCGGGGGGCGCCACUCGGUGGGUGCGCCUAUUCAAGUCUAUCCGCUGUACGAGAAUGGGUUCCGGGCACGCCGUGGCCAAUCCAUUGCGCAAAACCACGAAGAGUCUUCCGUGCUCUAUGGGAAUUUUAGCCAGGUGGCGCAGAAUAAUCCAUAUGCUUGGAACUCGGGCUCGAAGGAGACUGCUUCGUCUAUUGGGACUGUAUCAAAAAAGAAUCGUAUGAUCUGUUUCCCAUAUCCUCUAUUGAUGAACGCGUUCAAUACCGUCAACCUCGGUGCAGCAUGCAUCAUAACAUCCACCGAGUUCGCCAAGCAGCUCCAGAUCCCCGAGGAUAAAUGGAUCUACCCCCCUGGUCUGGGAGAGACCGAACUUCUACCACAGCUCGGCGAUCUCAGAGUCUAUCGACCAAUGUCUCAGCUCGAGCAAUCUUUCUCCAGACGAGAUCGACAUUUACGACUUUUAUUCCUGCUUCCCGAUUGUCCCAAAGCUCGCUUGCUACCACUUGGACCUAUCAAUAACAAACCCACGGAAGCCUAUAACAGUCCUUGGGGGCCUUACUUCCUUCGGGGAGCCGGGAAUAAUUAUUCCAUGCAUGCCAUCACUGAGGUCACACGGCAGCUGCGGAAGGGAAAGGGGCGAAACGCUCUCAUACUCGCGAAUGGCGGUGUCUUGUCAUAUCAGCACGCAAUUAGUCUGUCAAGAGCAGCACCGAAGAAGGGAGGACCGUACCCAGAUAGCAGUACUCUGCGAAGCAGAGCUGCUGAAAUAUACCCCACUAUCGCUGAGGAAGCGAACGGUCCUGCUGUGCUUGAGACAUAUACUGUUGAGUUCAAACGAGACGGAAAGCCCAAAAUGGCCUAUAUUGUAGGCCGACUGCGUUCAAAUGGCCAUCGGUUCCUUGCGAACCACGGUGACGAGAACACGCUCACUCGGCUUGUAUCUGGAAAUGAGGAUCCUAUUGGGAAGAGCGGUGUGGUAUCGACCACCCAGGACGGGCCACGGAACCUGUUCUACCUUGAUAACAGCUCGAAGCUAUGA
Molecule: messenger RNA, 1515 nt
Organism: Penicillium chermesinum
Lineage: Eukaryota; Fungi; Ascomycota; Eurotiomycetes; Eurotiales; Aspergillaceae
Exons: 6
Coding region: 1-1515 (504 amino acids)
Molecular function (GO): acyltransferase activity
Source: RefSeq, a predicted model, not a curated record